Molecule: messenger RNA, 3621 nt
Organism: Colletotrichum destructivum
Lineage: Eukaryota; Fungi; Ascomycota; Sordariomycetes; Glomerellales; Glomerellaceae
Product: Putative RNA recognition motif domain, nucleotide-binding alpha-beta plait domain superfamily
Exons: 12
Coding region: 1689-3392 (567 amino acids)
Cellular component (GO): nucleus; ribonucleoprotein complex; cytosol
Molecular function (GO): poly(U) RNA binding; mRNA 3'-UTR binding; poly(A) binding
Source: RefSeq, a predicted model, not a curated record
AACCAGCUGGCCAGUCAGCUCCCAGAUGCGUCCGUCCGGUUUGGUGGCAAGCGGCCUGGCGGUGGACGUGUCUUCCAAGGCGAGGGCUUCAUCCGAUGCGGUUGUCGGCAGCUAUUGGUUCGAAGUGAACACCUGUAUCAAUGGGGAUCAACCACGGGUGGCUCGCUGGGCCCCAGAGCGGCUGCAUCUAAAGAGAGACAUCAGGCAGCCCGACUUUUCUGAAUCUCGGCCGGUAACCUCCCCUUCUCGACACUAACCCUGUCUCAGAGAUCAGUGGGAGGAAAAGAAACAAGUUGAGUGGAUCGGCACUUUAUGACAACGACGCUUGGCUGCAGGGCAAGCGUAACAGGCCGCACAGAAAGUGGGAGGAGCAGCCUCCAUAAAGAUGGGCAGCGAUCCUCCCCGGCCGUCCCAGCAUUCCGACACUCGCUUGAAGAAUGAAACCCUGAUAGGCAUCUUUCUUGAUCGAUCUUUCGUGGGUUGAACGGUUACCCGGUAUUCUUAUGACAAACGGACGGUGCAUGGCGGUUACAUUAUAAUUUUGGGACUUUUCUUAUCGAUUUGGGUACAUGCAGCCUCGUCUUUUGAGGACGUACGUUGAGGGCGGUUCGACGCAGACGUUCUAUUUCGUAGCAGUCACAUACAGUCGGAGGUCGGAAGCGGCACCGGCGUUGGGUCUGAACGACAUAAGGGAAGAGAAGAGUGGAAUUCUAUACACACGCACAAUUUCUACAUCGUUUUCAGCACCCUGAGCAUUACCAACGUCGCCGGUUCAGACAGCCGACAUCAGUAACCAACCUGGGCUUUAACGGAAGUACCAAGCGAGAAGAGCCAAGAAGAAGCUACUGGUUCUUGGACCAUUUCUCGAAGCAACCUGCAGUUAAGGGGUCGUGGUUUUUGCUGCCGAAAUAGCGCAGCAAAGGCCUCGGAAGCAUCGCAUCUACGCCAGGGAGCGAAAGUCGGCGACGAGAGUCCGGAGCUUCCUGUCAGAGGAGACUGUCGUGUUCUUGAGUGCUGCUUGCCAUUGACUCGGGAGUAGCCAAGGACAACGUUGCCGGUUUGUUCCCUAAUUCUGCCACCCCAAAGGCGACUUAUCCUGAGAAAGAACCGCGUAGUCUGCUACUUGCUGGCUGGUCGUUCCCUUUUACGCUUUCUCAAGGAGAAUCAUUGACAAGCCUGGGAGCCGUGGAUUGUCGAGGAAACAUCUAUGCUUCUGGGAGUUGUGUAAUAAGGAAAGGAAAAGACAGGAAUUACAGAGCCUUGGACCCUACGUCGAGGGCAUAUUUUCAGCAACGGGCCUGCACUGGUUCAAGUCCCUGCAAGGCUUUCUUCCCCUUACACAUCGACUCAGACCCUCACGGAGCUGGGCCCCUUCCCCUAAGUGGUCUUCUCACCUUCUCCGACUACCUCAUCACUGAAAAAGUUCCUCCCCUUGUCGACGUCUCCUUCCCAAGGCAAGCAGCUUUCGGCUCUUUCUUUCCAGCUGCCUCAUUCAAACGGAUCUGGAGAAAGAAGGCUCCCUCAGAGUCUUUGGUGACAACAUUUGCCAUUGUUGACGUUGACCGAGCUUCCCUUCUGGUUCCAAGCCUCUGCUCCUCUCCAGACAGCAAAGUUCCAUCCUGAGGGAUUCUUAGUUCAACGCACCUCAUCCAAUCUUGGAAGCCUUUGGCCUCGGUUGACCCUCAGGCAUGACUAUGUCCUAUCAGACUCAAACCAUGGACCCCAAGCACACCGUUGCGUUCGCCAGUGCCGGCAACCACCACAUGUCCGGAAAUCACGCUGCCCAGUUCCCUGAGAAUCAGUUGCCCGGCAUGAUGGGCAGCGUUGACGCCUUGGCUGGUACAAUCAGCCAGUUUCAGGGCAUGACCUUGGGCAACGGCAUCUCUCACAGCGCCAGCAACAUGGGACAGAUGGCUGCCGCUCACACCUACUUGCUUCCCCAAGACUACAUGCUUGCUCCCCAUCUACCGUCGGCCAUGGGAAUGGACCACCUCUCCCAGGGUCCGUACGGCCCCGCCGCCGGUGGCUACCUGGCGGCUCCUGGACAGUUCAGCCCUUACAUGCCUUACCCCAUGAUGCCGUUUACCCCUGGCCGUGCCGUCAGCGGAAGUGCGGCUCUUCUAGACCGUACCAACCGUGGCCACAAUGACCUACCAGGCCUCGAGAACCGUCGUCACAGUGGUGGCUCGUAUACCACUACCGAGUCCGCUCCCACGACUCCGUUUUACAACGGAGGUGGCAAGAACGACAAAGGUCCUCGUGUCGCUGCACUUGACCGAUCGACCUACACCACGCCCUCUCCACAGCAGGUUGUCGGUGGCAACAUCUUCGUUGAACCUGCUGCCAAGCACAGUGCCAUCAAUAUCCCCGUCGAUCGCAACUUGGAGGAGCUUCUCAAGCAGGAUCCUGCCGUGCCCAAGGCCGUUCCCGCCGUGUUCACCCCAGCCACCCAGAUGAAGACUCUGGACCAAAGCUUGGAGAAUCGGAUUCCGGGCAACCGCAACGUCUACAUACGUGGUCUUCACCCGACUACUGACGAUGACCUCUUGUUUCGGUUUGCGGCCCGCUUUGGAAACGUCGAGACCUCCAAGGCCAUCAUUGACACUUCCACUGGUGCUUGCAAGGGCUUUGGGUUUGCCAAGUUCUACGACGUUCGUGACUCGGAAAUGUGCAUCCGAGGCUUUCAUCGUCUUGGUUACGAAGUUGGAUUCGCCCGUGAAUCCUUCAAUUCUCGUCUGAAGGCCGAGGGCGACGAGGGAUCUACCAACCUGUACAUCUCUAACCUUCCCAAGAGCUUGACUGAGAAUGAUCUCGGCGACAUCUUCGGGGGCUACCACAUCAUGUCGUCCAAGAUCCUUCGUGACAGCAUGGGCAACAGUCGUGGUGUCGGCUUCGCUCGUUUCGAGUCCCGCGACGUGUGUGAUACUGUCAUUAAGCAGUUCAACGGCAUCCCCGUCGGCGAGGAGGGAAUGGUCAUGAACAUCCGCUACGCCGACACUCCCAGUCAGAAGGAGCUCAAGCGAGUGACCGCUGAGCGCCGCCAGUUCCGCACCAACGAGUACAAUAUCGGUGCCUACGGCACUCCCCUUGUUGGCAUUCAGCCCAACAUGUACAACCAGCCGGCUUGGAAGCGUGCCCUGCACGCCACCGCCAACACCGGUUACGCACCUCGCUCCAUGACCGGUGGUCUUGAUCGAAUGGGCAAGGUGGUCAAGUCUGAUGCCUACCAGGCGGGCACUGUUCAGGGAAACCCCCAAUCAUCCGUGGAGGCUACUGUCAUCGAGACGGCGUCUGAUGACAGCGACGAAGGCGUGACGAUCCAUGCCGACUCGACCACUCCCGUCAUUGUCAGCACGCAGUCUUCCCCGAUCUCGAAGAAGGAGCAGAAGUGAACAAGAAUUAUCAGGAGCAUUUGAAUUUUCGGGCUACAUCAUUGGUCGUUUUGUCACGCGGAAUUCGGGGGUUUCUGCGUCACAGCAAAUGGUAGUAUGGUUUCGAUCAGGGAACAUUUUAUGCUCUGAGGUAGUUGAUAGUCUAGGUGCAUGGAGCUCGCAUGGGCCAGCUUUAGUUCUUCUUGUACCUUACGUUAGUUUUUUGGGGGGGCAGAAAAAAAAUCCGGAC